CUUGAUAUCUCACAUAAUAUUUCUUUGUUUGUUUCCUUAUGAGUAAUAAAUAAAUCUUUCAUAUACUCCAAAAAUUACAUUUUGAUAGAAACCUCUAUUUUCGGUGUCACUGUCACCUUCACAAGAAAGAAAAAUGGAGUCACUCUUGCAAUUACAUCAUCAUCAUGCACACAUUGCUUCAAAAUCAAGCAAAUCCAUUUCUCAUGUUCCUUCUCAAGUUACCAUUUUUCUUCAAUCAUCACCCAUUUCAUCACUGUCGUGUCGCCCUCUUCAACUUCAAGCUUCUUCCUCUUCUCACCCUUCUUCAUUUCAAUCCAGAGAUGCAGGUAAAGUAAGGGUGGAUGAAAGUAGGAGCUUGACUUUAGACAGAAUCAGGCACUCUCUAAUUAGGCAAGAGGAUAGCAUAAUAUUCAGUCUUUUGGAGAGAGCUCAGUAUUCUUAUAAUGCAAACACGUAUGACCAUGAUGCAUUCCUCACAGAUGAUUUUAACGGCUCUUUGGUUGAAUACAUGGUCUGCCAAACUGAAAAGCUUCAUUCGAAGGUGGGAAGAUAUGAUAGUCCAGAUGAGCAUGCUUUCUUUCCUACAUACUUACCAGAGGCACUGCUUCCACCUUUGAAGUACCCACAGGUUCUGCAUCACUGUGGCAAUUCAAUCAAUAUAAACAAGAAGAUUUGGAAUAUGUAUUUUAAGGAUCUCCUCCCAAGAUUGGUAAAAGAAGGAGAUGAUGGUAACUGUGGAUCAGCUGCGGUUUGUGACACUCUUUGCUUGCAGGCUCUCUCAAAAAGAAUCCACUAUGGAAAAUUUGUUGCUGAGGCAAAGUUUCAAGAACGCCCUUCUGUAUUUGAGGCUGCAAUUAAAGUGAAAGAUACGAAACGGCUGCUGGAGUUGUUGACGUAUGAAACAGUGGAGGCAUCGGUGCAGAAGAGAGUAGAAAUGAAGGCAAGAACAUAUGGUCAAGUGGUAAAGAUCGAUGAUACAGGUGAUAUAGUUGAUCCUGUAUAUAAAAUCAAGCCAAGUUUGAUUGGCAAUCUUUAUGGAGAUUGGAUAAUGCCCCUCACAAAAGAAGUUCAGGUAGAAUACUUGUUGAAAAGACUUGAUUAAACACAAGAUGGCCUGUUAUUUUGUUUUGUUUUAGAUGCUGUAGACUUGUUCAAGACCCUAUAGUCAUGCAGCAUAGUUUGCUAUUUUUGCUUUCCAAUUCUUAGAACUUGAUGUGAUUAUUAUUGACAUGAUGAUAGUUCUCAAGAACUCUAGGUUGAGGAAAGUUUUUAACACUUCUUUCUUUGAGUGGAGGAGAAUGAUGAAGGGUGUUUAUCGGAAUAGUUUUUCAAACAUUGUGACUUUUUGCAAGAUAAUUUAGUUGUUUGCCUCGCCCUCCUAGACAACUUCAUCGAUGUCAUUUGUAAUAUGAUUGAAACUAUUUACUACAAUAUUUGAAUUGAGCUCA
This is a messenger RNA of Cicer arietinum (chickpea), 1448 nucleotides long. Its product is annotated as chorismate mutase 3, chloroplastic. Gene Ontology annotation, biological process: aromatic amino acid biosynthetic process; chorismate metabolic process. Lineage: Eukaryota; Viridiplantae; Streptophyta; Magnoliopsida; Fabales; Fabaceae. The record is from RefSeq and is a predicted model, not a curated record. Gene Ontology annotation, molecular function: chorismate mutase activity. Gene Ontology annotation, cellular component: cytoplasm.